GUGCCGAGCAGUGUUGAAGCGCAAUUACGAUGUUUCGAUCGCCAAUAUUGAGGGCCUUGGAGAAAGGGCCGACCUAUAUCGAUACGAAUGUAUACAAGGCAAAACGACUUUGGCCUCCGGAUUUCUCGAAGCUCAGUACUAAGCAUCAAUUCCGUCUAGAACGACGAUACCGACGAAGGAGCAAGCUGAAGUGGGCCAGGCCAAAGUGGACAAAGGCUGUGAAGAUUGCACAAUUAGGAAGCAUAGUUUUUGUUACUGUCUACGGUGUAUUAUUCGCCGAUUGGAAGCAAGAAAAUGAGCCAUUCCAAGCGCUGCGAAACAAAUUCCGCGAGAUGACGGGCUCAAUAUGGACGACGAACCCGGAAAGAGGGCAGCGACGGGAAGGAGCAGAGGGAGCUGGUUCGAAAACAAAUGUACAAUAGUCGGGGAUGAGACCUUGUGGAAAUAUUGCAUAGAGGGCCGGGAGUUAUAUUGAUCUGGGGCGUUGGCUUUUUGUAUUAUUAAUGGAGCCUGAUUCCUGUAUGAGAUAGAUAGACUCUACUCUGGAGCCGGUGGGGAGAUAGUUAUACGAUAUUGUUCGUCCAUCCUGG
Molecule: messenger RNA, 590 nt
Organism: Pseudogymnoascus verrucosus
Lineage: Eukaryota; Fungi; Ascomycota; Leotiomycetes; Thelebolales; Thelebolaceae
Exons: 3
Coding region: 30-422 (130 amino acids)
Source: RefSeq, a predicted model, not a curated record